Nothobranchius furzeri (turquoise killifish) is the source of this 4214-nucleotide messenger RNA. It is a transcript of the gene adam17a, whose product is annotated as ADAM metallopeptidase domain 17a. The record is from RefSeq and is a predicted model, not a curated record. Lineage: Eukaryota; Metazoa; Chordata; Actinopteri; Cyprinodontiformes; Nothobranchiidae. Gene Ontology annotation, cellular component: plasma membrane. Gene Ontology annotation, molecular function: metalloendopeptidase activity. Gene Ontology annotation, biological process: membrane protein ectodomain proteolysis; Notch signaling pathway.
AAAAGCGGAUGUUUUCCACUCUGAAGAACUUCCGGGUUGCGCCGCUAGCAGCUAGCAUCCUUCGGAACAAACAACACUUGUAAACAUGGCAGAGAGACGCUUCAACGCGAUGAAGAUGUUGUUUAUUGCUUUUCUUUCUCCUUGUUGGGUAAAUGGCGCUGUUAAACCAAGACUUUCUACGGAAGAUAUUCAGGAAGAUUACCCAGAGUUAGAUACUUUAAACGGCAUCCUGUCAGAUUAUGAAGUGUUGCCCCUGUCAGGCUUCCAGUUCCAUUCUGUAAGGAAGAGGGACGUCCACACCCAGUCUCACCUGGAGCGGCUGGUGAGCUUCAGAGCCCUGCACAGAAAUUUCCAGCUCUACUUGACCACAAACACAGACCUUUUCACUGACGGCUUCAAAGCUGUGUUUGUGGAUAAGAAUGGGAAGCAGCAGAAAUAUGAUGUUCAGCUUCAAAACUAUUUUACUGGGCACGUUGUUGGGGAGGAGAACUCACGAGUGCAGGCACACUUUGACGGAGACGAGUUUUCUGCUCAUAUCCUGACGGAUGAAGUUGAAUACAACAUAGAGCCCCUGUGGAGGUUUACGGAUUCCCCAGUUGAUGGCAGGUUGCUGGUUUAUCGAUCAGAAGACAUUAAGAAUCUGAGUCGGAUUGCUUCUCCAAAAGUGUGUGGUUACAUCCACGCAGACGCAGAGGAUCUUCUGCCUGAGAGCUCCAGGAGCAGAUGGGAAAGGCAUGAGGAGGUGGACUUCAAAACCGAACACCAACACAGAGAGAAAAGACAAGUCCACGACCACAGGAAGAACACCUGCUCCCUGCUGCUGGUUGCAGAUUACCGCUUCUUCAAACACAUGGGCCGCGGGCAAGAGAGCGUUACUCUCAACUACCUGAUUGAGCUGAUCGAUCGAGUCGAUGACAUUUACAGAAACACCACCUGGAAUGAUGAAUUUAAAGGCUACGGGGUUCAGAUCCAGCAGAUCAUUAUUAACCAGGAGCCGACGAAGCCUCCCUCCGGAUCGCCUGCUGGCUGGGUCCAUUAUAAUAUGGAGGACAGUCCUGUGAAAGGAAAAGAAGUGUGGGAAGUGAAGAAACUUCUGGAGCAAUUCAGCUUGGACAUCUCAGACAACGCCUCCUCUGUGUGUUUGGCCCACCUGUUCACGUACCAGGAUUUUGAUAUGGGAACGCUGGGGCUGGCCUAUGUUGCCCCCUCCAGACCCCACCCCCUGGGUGGCAUCUGCUCAGGACCUUACUACCCAUCUCAGUAUUCCAAGAAACCCAGUUUCCUCAACACGGGUCUGACCAGCACCAAGAACUACGGCAAAACCAUACUCACAAAGGAAGCAGAUUUGGUGACGACUCAUGAGCUCGGUCAUAACUUUGGAGCAGAACACGAUCCCGAUAACGUCGCUAACUGCGCUCCCGGUGACGACGAUGGUGGGAAGUUCGUUAUGUUUCCCAUCGCUGUCAGCGGAGACCAUUCAAACAACAAGCGCUUCUCAGACUGCAGCAGGGCCUCGGUGGAGAAGACGCUGAGUCUCAAGGCCCCCAAGUGUUUCAAGGAAAGGAACAGUAAAGUGUGUGGGAACUCCAGGGUGGAGCAGGGGGAGGAUUGUGAUCCCGGGUUACUCCAUCUCAACGAUGACCCCUGCUGCACCGCGGACUGCAAGUUCAAAAGAAGUGCUAAGUGCUGCGACAGGAACAGUCCCUGCUGUAAGAAUUGUCAGUAUGAACAAGCAGGAAAGAGGUGCCAGGAACCCAUCAGUGCCACGUGCAAGGGCCAGUCUUCCUGCACAGGCAACAGCAGUCAGUGUCCACCUCCUGCAAACGCUCCUGAUGAUACGGUGUGUGUCGACAAUGGCCGCUGUCGUAACGGGGACUGUAACCCGUUCUGUGAGGCUCUGCAGAACCUGCAGUCGUGUGCUUGCAACGAGACAAAUGACUCCUGCAAAGUUUGCUGCAGGGGAAAAGAUGGCACCUGUUCUCCCUUCAUCCAGACCAACAGCAGCUUUGUUUACCUUCGCAAAGGCAAACCCUGCACAGUGGGCUUCUGUGAUGGAAACGGGAAAUGCAUGAAGCAGGUGCAGGAUGUGAUCGAGAGGUUGUGGGAUUUCAUUGACAAACUGGACAUCAACACGUUUGGCAAGUUCCUGGCUGAUAACAUUGUGGGCUCAGUGGUGGUGUUUUCUCUCAUCUUCUGGAUUCCUCUCAGUAUCCUUGUCCACUGUGUGGACAAACAACUUGACCAGCAGUAUGAAGAGAAUGCAAAGACCUUCUACUACCCUCCAAGUCAGAUGGUGGAGGUUUGUAGUAGAGCUGCCGCCAUAGAGUCAAGAUAUGCUGAGCAACCUCGAGUCGGCGUCCGUCCGCAUCGUCAAGCCUCCUCUGCCUCCCUCCUCCUCCGGCGGCCAGACCGCGCCCUCCCCCCAGUCCCCGCAGCAGCUGAGCCAGGUUCGGGCCCCUCCCGCGGCCAGCAGUACCCAGGACCCCGGCCUGAGUUACGGCGCCACCCCGGACAGCGCAGGGGGGCAGCGGAUGGCCACCAUCCAGGAGGACACCAGCAGCGACUCUCAUCUGGGAGAGGAGGGCCUGCCGGACGCUUUCACAACCGCAGGAGCCUCCUCGUCGGCUACGAAGUCCUCCUACGAGGAUCUAACCGAACAGAACCCAUCGUCCAAGGAGCGGCGGCGCCUCAAGAGGCAGGAGCGCAUUGACACUAAAGAGACGGAGUGCUGAGAGGAAAUGGGUGGAUCUUUUUUGUUAUAGAAAAAAAACAUGCCUCUUAAUUAUUUAAGAAAACACACAAACACCCAGAGACACACACCUUUUAGUUUUCAUACAACAAACAGGUGUUUACAUUGUGAAAUGUGGAUUAUUGUUGAGUUAUACUACUGUGAGUUCACGUUUUUGUGCCUUUUUUUAGUUUCAGGAUGAAUUCAGGAGGAUCUUUGGAUUUAAGUAAAUAAGAUUAGCAGUUUUAACGUAGGCUGGAGAGUUAAGCAAGUGCUCCUCAGGAGGAAAAAGGAUCUAGAGCACAACAAUCCUGAAGCAUUCAUCAGUUUUCUGAGUUUAUGGAUAUAAACCGCGACUGUUUCGCUCCUCUUCAGCUUUGAAAAUUUUGUUAACAUGUGAUGCGAGCCGGAAAAAUCCAGACAGGAAGCGUUUCAGUGGGACGUCUUAAGAUGGGACACAAGAAUCGACGAAUUUAGUCUUGAAUCGAUUUUAAUUAUUCACUUUUUUUUAAACAUCUCUGGAGAAUUUAGGUUUUGAGCUUAUCUGAUGCUUUUGUUUAUUUUACAACACUGAGGAGUUUUAGCUUUGUUUAUUGUACUAAAGAUGGAAAUAAAACCGUAAACUGUACACCUCAGACUUCCAGUACAAAUCAGACCUGUCAUCUACAGAAAUACUGAUGAUUCCUGCACAAAACAAAAAUGGUGCCUUUAGAGGAAUAUUUGCCCAGUUCGUGCAGAAGGAAGUCAAACGUAUUCGUGAAUUUGAGUUGCUCAGAUAUUCUGGUUUUUCUACACUAGUGCCAAUGUGAGCUCUGCACAGGAUUUCCUGUUUGCUGUUACCUGCUGUCAUGUUUUCACUGUAAAUUUGUUUUUGUAGGUCAGGGUAAAGAAGCAGAUGGUGUUCAUUUUUAUACCAGAAGUGUAUAUUAUUAUUACCUGUAAGUGUUUGAUUUUCAACGUUCUUUGCUUGUAUUCAUGGUGCACAUCUCAGUAAAAAGGACCUUUAUUGCAUAUUUAAACAUUAACACAUUAUUGUAAAUCAGCUGUGAGACGAUCCUCUGCAGGUUGUUUAAUCAUUUAUGUUUUAGAACAAAUGCCCCCCUUCACUGGGUAGAGAGGAGGCUGCACUCGGGGCUCUUGGCAUUCACAUCUCCCCAGUAGGGCAGGAUGAAGGGCAGGUGGGCCAGACGACUUUCCAGUAAACCCCACAGGCGCUCGGCCACAAACUGGUUUCCCCUUUCUGAGAGAUGCAGCCCGUCAGACAGGUAGACGGUGUAAUCCUAGAGGGAUCAGGACCAAAUGUUAGCUGCUAUAAUAGUUAUAAAAUUAUACAUUUAGGCAUUUUUUUAUUUUUAAAGAAGGUGAAAAACUAAAAUGUGAAAAACGAAGGAAGUGCAAAUGUUUUAUAUUUUAAAUCUCAAAAGUUCUUGAACUUCUUUUUCAUUUAUCGACCAUUUGGCUACGAAAUAAAAGUCUAAAGUAAGAA